UUAUAAGAAUUUAUUGUCUAUGGCGUGUACCAACUAAACAUGAAGAGAAGGUUACGAUAAUUGUGGCGCGUAUUAUAUAUUGUAAAUAUAAAUUAUUUACUGCAGAUGACAUAAACGCUUGCUAUUGACGAUAUGGCAUUCACGUUCGGAAGUCCAGCGGUCACCUCUAGUAACACGAGUUUUGGAUUUGGGACUCAAAAGACAACAGGCUUCGGUAUGAGUAACACGUUUGGCACUACAACUCCAACGUCUAGUACAUUAACGUUUGGCGCUCUGCCCGCUCCAACGACAUCCAUAGGUCUUAAUUUCGGAUUUGGUACUACAACAACCUCUACGCAAGCACAAAGCAGCGGUUUGCUUCUUGGCACCAAUGCAGUUACUACAAUGACCACUGGUCCCUCUUUAUAUCCCACUCCUAACACAUCCGCGCCUUUAUUUUCGAGUCUUAGUUUUGGUACACCAGCUACAACAAACGCUCUAACAUUUGGUGCAACAUCUAAUACAACAGCAACAGGAAGUUUAACCUUUGGUACAGCCACCACCAAUACUUCUUUAUUUGGAUCCAGUAGUGGAAGUACUUUAUUGGGUGCUAAACCGACAAUUGCUGCCACUACUACAACUAAUACAAAUAAAGGACUUGGUGGUUUAGAUGUUUCGGUUAACAAUAAAGGACUUUCUCAAGGAAAUAGUAGUUCAACAGCUGCCAAAGAAAAUCUACUGCCAAAUGAGCUUAUGCAAACAAUAGAUAAAUUCAAAGAUUUUGUAAAAAUGCAAAAAGGCCUAUCUUCAGAUAUCGCGAGGGGUUCGGCGCGACCGUUGAAUCGAUGCGCAGAAGAUACAGCAUCCUUAAUGGAAAUCUUGUCUACUUUAUCUGGCUCAGUGCAACGUGACUGUUCUUCAACUGUUAAGUUAAAACAAGACACGGCAAAGGCGUUGCAAAACUGUGAAAUAGCUCAAAGGACUCACGAUACUCCACCAGGCUUGCAAUAUGAAAAUAACGCGCCCCUUCAAUUUUUCAUGGAAUUAGUUGAAAGCUUCGAGCAUGAUUUGAUGUUAUUCAGAUCACAAAUUGAGACAACGGAAAAGCAUAUACAGGCCAUGAUGGCGCCGAGAACAUUAACCCCACAGGAAUUGACAAUAACCAUGAGUAAACUUCACGAGUCCCUAGUCGCGGUUGCUGGCCGAUUACAAAACGUGCAUGCCAAGGUGCAGCAACAGAAAGAACAGUAUCUCAAUUUCAGGAAAUAUGUAUUGAAGGAUAACACCAACGUUUUUGAUAAUAUCAAGGCAAACGGUAAAUCUAGUCGUAGCAGCAUCGAAAAGAUCACGAGCGGUCCCACUCCCUUUGGACCAGGAAAUAAAAGCUUUUUGUCGUCGACGACAUUAAACUCGAACCGGCCGGCGAAUUAUGAAACACGAAACCCUUUAGUUUGGGAAAGUUCGACACCGGUAUCGUCUGCUACUAACAUUGCGAUAGGCUCGUCCAUGAAACCGCCAACAGCAAGCUUAAAUUUUAAUGCGCCGAUUAAUUUGACUGCACCAUUGCCAGCAAACGGAAGCAGCUCAAACUUUCAACUACAAAAGCCCCCCGUUGGUAAUAAAAGAGGGAAACAUUGAUAGCUUGUUUCAGACAUGGUAAUUUUUAUAAUCCAUUAAAUUUUUUAUAGUUCAAAUUCAACAUAUGUAAAGUUUUCUUCAUCAUUGUCGAUAUUAGAACAAAUACGUUUAAAAAUUAUAUAUUCAGUAUUGAUUAUGCAAUGUAUCAUUGUAAUAUUUUUUUUUAAAUACGUUAUACAUUAAAAUGUGCAUUCUAA
Messenger RNA from Formica exsecta, 1814 nucleotides. It is a transcript of the gene Nup58, whose product is annotated as nuclear pore complex protein Nup58-like. Gene Ontology annotation, cellular component: nuclear pore. Gene Ontology annotation, molecular function: structural constituent of nuclear pore. NCBI's taxonomy places the organism in Eukaryota, Metazoa, Arthropoda, Insecta, Hymenoptera, Formicidae. The record is from RefSeq and is a predicted model, not a curated record. The coding region runs from base 133 to 1617 and encodes 494 amino acids. The transcript has 7 exons. Gene Ontology annotation, biological process: nucleocytoplasmic transport.